Molecule: messenger RNA, 9356 nt
Organism: Heterocephalus glaber (naked mole-rat)
Lineage: Eukaryota; Metazoa; Chordata; Mammalia; Rodentia; Bathyergidae
Gene: Dip2b
Product: DIP2 acetate--CoA ligase B (putative)
Source: RefSeq, a predicted model, not a curated record
GUGAAGAAGAAGACUGGAAAUAGUAAUACCCAGGCUCCUGAAAACUCCUUGCUUUUGAAUCUGCUGUGUGCUCUCGCGGUGGCACAGCCCAUGGACACAAGUCCAUUUCUCCCGAGGGGUUUGAGUGCGUAGUGCCAGGAGUCUCCCGGCAGAGGGCGACGCGGGCCCUCGAGUCCUCUGCCCAACUGGGCGGCGGGGACGGGGCAUCCCCAGGCCUGGGGCGGGGCCUCGCGUUCACGUGACCCUCGCUCAUGGCGGCGGCGGUAGCGGCGGCGCUUGUGGCCGAGCGCCGGAGCCGGAUCUUUUAGCCCGGGUGUGGGCUCGCGUCAGUCCGUCCGUCCUUCGGCCCCCUCUGUUGUCUUCCGGAGUGCGGCUGGUGGAGCCGGGAUGGCGGAGCGAGGCCUGGAGCCAUCGCCGGCUGCGGUGGCGGCGCUGCCGCCCGAAGUGCGCGCCCAGCUGGCGGAGCUGGAGCUGGAGCUCUCGGAGGGGGACAUCACACAGAAGGGAUAUGAAAAGAAAAGGUCCAAACUCCUGUCUCCAUACAGCCCACAGACACAAGAAACUGAUUCAGCAGUGCAGAAAGAACAUAGAAACCAGACACCUGCUCCAGCUGCAGCUCAAACUUCGGCUCCCUCUAAGUACCACCGAACUCGAUCUGGAGGAGCCAGGGAUGAACGAUACCGAUCAGAUAUCCACACAGAAGCAGUUCAAGCUGCACUGGCAAAGCAUAAAGAACAGAAAAUGGCUUUGCCCAUGCCCACCAAAAGAAGGUCCACAUUCGUCCAGUCCCCUGCGGAUGCCUGCACACCUCCUGACACGUCUUCGGCCUCUGAGGAUGAGGGCUCUCUGAGACGCCAAGCUGCGCUCUCUGCUGCCUUGCAACAGAGCUUACAGAAUGCUGAGUCCUGGAUCAACCGUUCAAUUCAGGGAUCGUCCACCUCUUCCUCUGCAUCUUCUACGCUGUCCCACGGAGAGGUCAAAGGAACCAGUGGGUCCCUAGCUGAUGUAUUUGCCAAUACUCGAAUAGAGAAUUUCUCUGCUCCCCCUGAUGUCACUACAACUACCUCUUCCUCAUCAUCCUCCGUACGCCCAGCAAAUAUUGACCUGCCCCCCUCUGGAAUAGUUAAAGGCAUGCACAAAGGAUCCAACAGGUCCAGCCUUAUGGAUACAGCGGACGGUGUUCCUGUCAAUAGCAGAGUAUCCACAAAAAUCCAGCAGCUUCUCAAUACUCUGAAACGACCCAAAAGGCCUCCAUUAAAGGAAUUUUUUGUGGAUGACUCUGAAGAAAUUGUGGAAGUACCUCAGCCAGACCCCAACCAGCCCAAGCCUGAGGGCCGACAGAUGACACCUGUGAAGGGGGAGCCCCUGGGCGUUAUCUGUAACUGGCCACCUGCUCUAGAAUCUGCCCUGCAGCGCUGGGGCGCCACUCAAGCCAAGUGCCCCUGUCUGACUGCGCUGGAUGUGACAGGGAAACCUGUUUACACGCUCACAUACGGAAAGUUGUGGAGCAGAAGUUUAAAAUUGGCCUACACACUGCUUAAUAAACUGGGGACCAAAAAUGAACCUGUGUUAAAACCAGGAGACAGGGUAGCUCUGGUUUACCCCAACAAUGAUCCAGUCAUGUUUAUGGUAGCUUUCUAUGGAUGUCUCCUCGCAGAAGUGAUUCCAGUGCCUAUAGAGGUACCACUUACCAGAAAGGAUGCCGGAGGUCAACAGAUUGGCUUCUUACUAGGAAGCUGUGGUAUUGCCUUAGCUCUUACCAGUGAAGUUUGUCUAAAGGGACUGCCAAAAACCCAGAAUGGAGAAAUUGUGCAGUUUAAAGGUUGGCCCCGGCUCAAGUGGGUUGUAACAGAUUCCAAGUACCUUUCCAAGCCACCUAAAGACUGGCAGCCCCACAUACCACCUGCUGGUACAGAACCAGCAUACAUUGAGUAUAAAACCAGCAAAGAAGGGAGUGUAAUGGGAGUUACAGUGUCCCGGCUUGCAAUGUUGUCUCACUGCCAAGCUCUGUCGCAGGCCUGCAAUUAUUCUGAAGGAGAAACAGUAGUAAAUGUUUUAGACUUUAAGAAGGAUGCUGGACUAUGGCACGGCAUGUUUUCGAAUGUAAUGAAUAAGAUGCAUACAAUUUGCGUGCCCUACUCUGUUAUGAAGACCUGUCCUCUCUCUUGGGUCCAGAGAGUACAUGCCCACAAAGCCAAAGUAGCUUUAGUAAAAUGUCGAGACUUACACUGGGCUAUGAUGGCACAUCGGGACCAGAGGGAUGUGAGCCUGAGUUCUCUCCGAAUGUUAAUUGUGACUGAUGGAUCUAAUCCCUGGUCUGUGUCAUCCUGUGAUGCCUUCCUGAGUCUGUUCCAAAGCCACGGGCUGAAACCUGAGGCCAUUUGUCCGUGUGCGACAUCUGCUGAAGCCAUGACUGUAGCAAUCCGAAGGCCCGGAGUUCCAGGGGCUCCUCUGCCAGGAAGAGCCAUUCUCUCAAUGAAUGGGUUGAGCUAUGGGGUAAUACGGGUCAAUACUGAGGAUAAAAAUUCAGCGCUGACCGUCCAGGAUGUAGGUCAUGUAAUGCCUGGGGGAAUGAUGUGCAUUGUGAAACCAGAUGGACCUCCCCAGCUCUGCAAAACGGAUGAAAUUGGAGAAAUCUGUGUUAGCUCCAGAACUGGAGGCAUGAUGUACUUUGGGCUUGCUGGUGUGACAAAAAACACCUUUGAGGUGAUUCCAGUGAAUUCUGCAGGCUCUCCUGUUGGAGAUGUGCCAUUCAUCCGGUCAGGAUUGUUGGGAUUUGUAGGCCCAGGCAGCUUGGUGUUCGUAGUUGGAAAAAUGGAUGGGUUACUAAUGGUUAGUGGUCGAAGACAUAAUGCUGAUGACAUUGUUGCCACUGGACUGGCUGUGGAGUCAAUAAAGACUGUUUACAGAGGACGAAUUGCUGUGUUUUCUGUGUCUGUAUUUUAUGAUGAGCGCAUCGUGGUGGUUGCAGAACAAAGACCUGAUGCCUCCGAAGAAGACAGCUUCCAGUGGAUGAGCCGCGUGCUGCAGGCAAUCGAUAGCAUUCAUCAAGUAGGGGUCUAUUGUCUUGCUCUGGUGCCUGCCAAUACAUUGCCAAAAACGCCACUAGGAGGGAUCCAUAUAUCUCAGACCAAACAGCUCUUUCUGGAGGGAUCUCUACAUCCUUGCAACAUACUUAUGUGCCCACAUACGUGUGUGACGAAUUUGCCAAAGCCCCGGCAAAAGCAACCAGGUGUUGGCCCUGCUUCUGUGAUGGUUGGGAAUCUGGUUGCUGGAAAACGCAUAGCACAAGCUGCAGGAAGGGAUCUGGGCCAAAUUGAAGAAAAUGAUUUAGUGAGGAAGCACCAGUUUCUGGCAGAGAUUUUGCAGUGGCGAGCCCAGGCAACUCCUGACCAUGUCCUCUUCAUGCUGCUAAAUGCCAAGGGAACUACUGUGUGCACAGCCAGCUGUCUUCAGCUUCAUAAGCGAGCGGAGAGGACUGCAUCAGUCCUGGGUGACAAAGGACAUCUAAAUGCAGGAGACAAUGUGGUGUUGCUUUACCCACCCGGCAUCGAGUUGAUUGCUGCAUUCUACGGCUGCCUGUAUGCAGGGUGUAUACCUGUGACCGUCAGACCGCCUCACGCCCAGAACCUUACUGCCACAUUGCCUACUGUCCGUAUGAUUGUUGAUGUUAGCAAAGCAGCUUGUAUUCUUACCACCCAGACCCUAAUGAGGUUACUAAGGUCCCGGGAGGCGGCUGCAGCUGUGGAUGUGAAAACCUGGCCGACCAUCAUCGAUACAGAUGAUUUACCCAGGAAAAGGUUACCUCAGCUGUAUAAACCACCCACUCCUGAGAUGUUGGCAUAUCUUGAUUUCAGUGUCUCCACGACUGGCAUGCUUACUGGAGUGAAGAUGUCCCACUCUGCAGUUAAUGCUCUCUGUAGAGCCAUCAAGCUCCAGUGUGAGUUGUAUUCUUCUCGGCAGAUCGCCAUCUGCCUUGACCCUUACUGUGGACUUGGCUUUGCACUCUGGUGUCUCUGCAGUGUCUAUUCAGGUCACCAAUCCAUCUUAAUUCCUCCUAUGGAGUUAGAAAACAACCUUUUUCUCUGGCUUGCCACAGUCAACCAGUACAAAAUAAGGGAUACCUUCUGCUCCUAUUCUGUAAUGGAGCUUUGCACUAAAGGGCUGGGAAACCAAGUGGAGGUACUAAAGACAAGAGGGAUCAACCUGUCCUGCAUCCGGACCUGUGUGGUGGUGGCAGAGGAGCGGCCCCGCAUCACCCUCCAGCAGUCCUUCUCCAAGCUCUUUAAAGACAUUGGUCUGUCUCCUCGGGCUGUCAGCACCACUUUUGGAUCCAGAGUCAAUGUAGCGAUAUGUUUACAGGGAACGUCAGGACCUGAUCCCACUACUGUGUACGUCGAUCUGAAAUCAUUAAGACAUGACAGGGUUCGUCUUGUGGAGCGGGGAGCCCCCCAGAGUCUGCUGCUGUCAGAGUCUGGAAAGAUUUUACCUGGUGUGAAAGUAGUUAUUGUUAAUCCUGAGACCAAAGGCCCUGUUGGAGACUCUCACCUGGGCGAGAUCUGGGUGAACAGUCUCCAUACAGCAAGCGGCUACUAUACCAUCUAUGACAGUGAGACUCUGCAAGCCGAUCAUUUCAACACUCGCCUCAGCUUUGGGGAUGCUGCUCAGACACUCUGGGCUCGAACAGGAUACCUUGGGUUCGUCCGCAGGACUGAGCUCACAGCAGCCACUGGAGAGCGUCACGACGCGCUGUAUGUGGUGGGAGCUCUGGAUGAAACGCUGGAGCUGAGAGGAUUACGAUACCACCCCAUCGACAUUGAGACCUCAGUGUCUCGGAUCCAUAGGAGCAUUGCUGAAUGUGCUGUGUUCACAUGGACCAACUUGCUUGUGGUGGUUGUGGAACUGUGUGGCUCUGAACAAGAAGCCCUGGACCUGGUUCCUUUAGUGACCAAUGUGGUCCUGGAAGAGCAUUACCUCAUCGUUGGUGUUGUGGUUGUGGUGGACCCAGGUGUUAUCCCGAUCAACUCCCGGGGAGAGAAGCAAAGGAUGCACCUCCGGGACAGCUUCCUAGCUGACCAGUUAGACCCCAUCUACGUGGCUUACAACAUGUAGCCAGCCUUGCAGACAGCGUCCUGAGGUUCACAGAGACUGAAGACCCAUGGCGAGGAGCAAGCUUUCAGAUGAUGUGAAGUAAGCUGAGCUGGCUGUUACAUCCUUCAUCUCAUUCUGUGGGAUUCUGCAAUCAUACAGCGCGCAAGAAAGGGGAAAUCUGCAGUGGCAAAUGAAAAAAAUGUGAACAGUCUGUUAAACCUGAGCUUCAGCAGAGCGUGAGCAGCACGUUUGCAUGUUGCAUUUUUUUCAUCUGUUGUACAUAUUUGUAUUUUUGUCUAAUGCCGUUUUAGAAUUUUGUAAGGGAGUUUAAUGAAUUCACGUGAAGGGGUAGCCCGAGUUACACAGAUCCCCGCUCUGUACUGUAUUUUGCCACUUUCCCAUAGCUAGAUAGUCUGCCGGUUUUCUUAACAUGAAACUACUCAGCUUACUUUCAGUCAACCCAUGAGCAAAAUUGAUAACCCACUGAAUAUGUGAAUUACUUUAUAUAUAUAAUUCUUGACUGUAAAACAUUUUGACCAGUGUUUCAGGCAUGUAAAUACACUUAAUUCAGCUAAAGAAUUGAAAUUGGCUUAUAUAAUUACAAGAGUAGAAACUGUUCUACUGUGAAUUUCAUCAUUUUCUUAAUGUAGUAUAAUUGAUUAGAUAACUAAAAAGUGCAAAUUGUUAGCAGGUUUUGCUGCACAUUGUUUUGUCUUUGUUGGCUGGUGUAUUUCAUAAACUAAAGCUGCCUAUAUUUGUUUUUAAAGCUUGCAUUCCUGGAAUCAGCUUAAACUUCUAAAAUUUAUCCUGUUUCAAUGAGAUAAAAAUUUGAAUUUAAAAAUUAAAUGUUAAGAAAAAGCUAAAAUGCAUUAGAUCCCACCCUAUCCUAAGGAACCACAGAAGCUCGCUCUAGCCCAGUCUUUGAAACUGUCUUUCACAUUUAGAGUGACUACAGAAAAUUUAGAAUUUCCUCUUUUUCCUGUCCUUUGUAAACUGCAUCUGCAGUUUAUACAUAGAGCUUGUCUUUUACUGAAAACCGAGGAGUGUCCCCCAUCCCUCAGGUGGUGAGGAGGGCAGGGAGCUCAAAGGCAAGAAUGAUAGGCUGUAAAAUGGGAUCGGCCAUCACAUGGAACUGUAAGGCCAAAUAACUGCACAUCUCAUAACUGACCAUUUGGGUUGCCAGAAUAGCCAGGCUUACACUGAAAUAGGGAAGUCUGACAUCUGAAGAAACUCUGUUGAAAUAAUUAGUGCCUAGGCCAAGCACACUAAGUGUGGGACUGAGUUUGGCCUCCGGCUCAGUUUCCUUUCUUUGAUCUGAUACUUCAUGUAUUUGAAUAUAAUUAAAUUUUAUUAUUUUUUUCUUACAGAAAUAUUUUUAAAAAUUAAAACCUCAAAAGUGAAAAGAAUUAACUUGUCAAAUCAGAAUGGUUCUCUUUGGCCCAUUCUGAUGUGUUGUGUAAAUAUUUCUUUAGACUAUUUUAAUAAUACAUAUUAUUUACCCCCCUGUAACAUCCUGUAAACUAAAUGUGUUUUUAAACAAUUUGUAGGACUUGUAAUUACCCUGAAAAUAAGAUUUAUAAAGCAAAGACCAGGCCCACCUUGAGGCAGUGCCCCGGGGCUGCCUUUGCAGUUUUGUGGCUCAGGGCCACUUUCUCGCUCCUUUUCACAUCAUCCUCUUUUCCUCCUAGCUCAUCCUCCACAUUGGGAAGACCUCGCGAUACUUCCAGUUCAGAUCUCUUUUUCCACAUUUUGGAUGGAAUUAAUUUACACGUGAUGGGGGAGGUUCUAGGAUGUACAGAAAAAAGCGCGUCCAUUGGGGCUAAUGAAAUCCCAGUCUCUAGCGAUGGUUUGGUUUGCAGAGAACACAACCCACUUAUUUGGGAAGUAAUGUUAUUAAAACAACUUUUAGUAAUUCACUAACCAAAGCAGUGGAACCUGAGUAUUAAAUAGUUUUAUCUCCAUAAUCCCCAAAUUCUAAGAAAAAAUUAUAGGCAGCAUCAGUCCUGAGUUGACUGAUAAUUCUUAUAUACACAAGUUAGGUCAUCAGUACCCAGGGACUCAUUGUCCAUCAUAAAUGUAAUAAUGUGAGCCACACGUGUAAUUUUAAAAAUUCUAGUCACCACAUUUAAAAACUGAAGAAAAAGGUUAUAUCAGUUUUAAUGUAUUUAACUUAACCUAGCAUAUCAGAAAUACUGUUUCAAUGUGAAAUCAGUAUAAAAAUUAUUAAUGAGGUCUUUUACAUUUUUUGUAUUAACUGUAUAUUAAAUACAUCUCAGUUUGGAUUAGCUAUAUCUCAGAGUCUUCAGUAGUCCUGUGUGGCUAAUGGCUAUCAUGUUGGACAGCACAGGCCUAUACACAUUCCUUCAAGUACAAUACUCAUCUCAGAGUGUGGCCAGCUCCCAUUACGUGGGGCUGAUCACCCAGUGUCCUUGUUUCUCAGGCCUCUAUCUUUAUUUUUUACUUUCUGGCUCAUGUAUAGCGGCUUUGACUUUUUUGCAUAUGCCCCAAAGUCACGCUGUGCUAUUGGAAAAAGGUAAGCUGAGAGCUGUCUUUGGGGAACCUCAUCAGUAACUGGUGAAAAAUCUUUGGAGGCAGAGCAGAGUCCUCUCUUAGCCCUAAUGGUGUUUGUGGGUCAUCUGCAUAUUUAAGGUCUAUCUUUAGGCCUCUCUUAAGGUCUGUUACAGACUUGAGUAAAAAUUUAUUUUUCUUUUGAUGACAUAAUACUCUGCCCUUUCCUUAAGUGGAAGCUGUGUGGUAGGACUAUUUAAGCAGGCCUGAAAGGCCAUUUAUUUUUUUUUAGGCCAUUAUUGAUUUAAAAAAAAAAAACCCUGCAGCCUUUCCAGUCCUGCAGAACACAUCCUGUGUGGGAUUUUAGGCUAUAAAGGAAGGAAGGCAGUCAACAGCAAGCCCCCAUCUUGUUAGAAAGCUUUUGAUCUGAAAAUUUCUCAACCUCUUUAUUUAUGGUCCUUAGCAGAAGUAACUGAGGUAGGGCUGGGGAUUUAGCUCAGUGUUUCUGCCACCUGCCUCACAAGUGCAAGGUCCUGAGUUCGAUCCCUGGUACCAAAAAAAAGAGAAGUCUUAAAAAAGAAGUAACUGGCUGGGGAUUUAGCUCUGUGGUUCCAUCGCCUGCCUUGCAAGCACAAGGUCCCAAGUUCGAUCCCCGGUACCAAAAAAAAAAAAAGAAGUAACUUAGGUAGAUCAAGAAGGGGCUGCCUGAGGAAAAUUCCUAGGCCCUAGAGAUUCUUAGAGCUGCACAAAUGCCAUCUUGUGCCUCAGUGAGACCCUGGGAUGUCCAUCUUGCUACUUGCCAUUAGGGAAUCUAUAUGAUUGUUUUUGUUAUGGGGGUGGGGGGUGUCCUAAAGAUUGAACCCAGAGCCUUUGCACUAAGCUACAUCCCCAGCUUUUUUUUAUUUUUUAAGACAGGGUCUCACUAAAGCGCCCAGGCUGGCUUCAAACUUGUGACCUUCCUGCCUCAGCCACUUGAGUGUCUGGAAUUACAGGCAGAGACACCAUGGCUGGCUUCCUCGAAGUCUUUAACUCCUGCCACAUGAAGGGCCCAGUUCUCCCCAGUACCGUACUAAGCUCCUUCCUUCUGCAGUUGUCUCCUCAGGCUGUUAUGGGACCAUCAGCUGUCAGGAUCUUGAGUGUCACUCCUCACUGUAGUCCCUGGGCGAUGCUUGCUUAUUGCUUUUGUUGAAUCAACAAAGGGCCUGAGGCCUUAAGUUUGUAUUAAGGUCGCUGCCCCAGGCAUGGUGCUCAAUUUCUUGGCCAAAUAAAUUACUUUCCUUAAAUAUCCAGGAAUCUUUUAGACUAAAGCACGAGGAGUUAUCACCUCAUCCUCAAACUCCAACAUGAUCUUUGCCUUAGUGGUGUCAUUUUUGUUGUCUGCUUUGAUGUAAAAGCAAGAGUAUUUGGAGCAAGAAGUUGCAGUAUUCCAAAUACAUAAUAGGCCUUUUCUUAUCAUUUAUACCACACUUCUGGUUUAGUUAUUAUAGAUGGGCCAUUUUAUUUGUCCAGAGGAAGAGAUUGUAAAGAUAUAAGAAUAAUUUUUUAGUCCUAAAUGCUGUUUUGUUUACUUUGUGUCAAGAUAUUUACCCAUGUCAAAUUCAAACUAUAGUACUGUGUAAUUAUGUAUAAAGUUUUUUAUUUAUUUGAAAUUAGACUAGAUAUACAUUUUUAAAUUUAACAUCUGGCUGGACAGUGUUCUAUUAACUCAUUGAAUGUGUUUCCUUUGUCUUGUGUUAAUAAAUAUUGAUGCCUGAUUG